Molecule: messenger RNA, 1482 nt
Organism: Lobosporangium transversale
Lineage: Eukaryota; Fungi; Mortierellomycota; Mortierellomycetes; Mortierellales; Mortierellaceae
Exons: 1
Coding region: 1-1482 (493 amino acids)
Source: RefSeq, a predicted model, not a curated record
AUGCGCACGGUCAAAUCUCAGUCUUCACUCAUAAUCUUCCUCAGUGUUGUCUGUGCAUGCCUUCAAAGCAUCGCCCUGGCCUCACCAAUACCUGAAUCACCACUUCCUUUGUCAUCAUUUAAGACAACGACAGCAGUAGCACCAGAGGCAACACAGGAUUCUUCAUUACAAUCCUCAGCAUCAGUCCCAUCCUCUUCAAUUCCUUUCUAUACCCGAAGCACUCCACAGCGACCAUCGCCAGUAUUGCCCACUCUCCAUUUACGAUAUGAAAGCUUUUUUCGACGACGUAAAACUCUUGAUGCUAGAGCGGAGGCUGUUGAUGGCAAAGUGAGCGACCCAAGUUCCUCCGACAUGAAUGGAUAUCUGUAUGGACUUGCAGCAGAAACAGAUGUUAUCCCACCACUUCAAGCCUGGGUAGAUUACUACGCUGUCGAUGGUACUUACAUUGGCGAUGAAAACACCACUACUGGUAACUGUCUCAUCCUCUCCAUCCCAUCCUGGGGUAUCAUCAACAUCACACCCAUGAGAGGUAGGGCCUCUACAGACAAGGAUGAGCUCGUCGUUUACAAUGAUAAAGACUGUAAAAGACCAAGUCGGAGCCCAGGUUCUCGUACAGGUCUUAUUUUAUUCGCACCUUAUUUCAGAAGAAUGCCUCAAAGUAUCAGAUGGACCCGCACCUCGGUAUUACCACCGCCACCGCCACCACCUUUGGUCACCACCACAUCUUCCUCACCUCCAACCACCACUACCGCCGCUUUACCAUCUCAGCCCGUCACUACAACUCCCACCGAUACCAUUACUACCACAUUAACUUUAUCUACUCCUACUCCCUCGACAACCGAUCCAACCCGGAUCCUUCCCACUUUCCCAACGGCUCUUAUUCCUCCAAAACCACUCAGAGGGAAUGCAUGGGAGGAAGAGGGCCGUUGCCAACGUGAUCGCAACAGGGAUGGAGACCCAGACGGUUGUAAGAGCGAACAACAAGUGAAUCAAAUGUUGGUUAUCGGUAUCGUUAUUGCCAUUUUAGUGGUCGGCCUCAUGGCCGCUGGCUCCUACUAUAUCUACAGAACUUUUUACAAACCCGAGAGUCUCUCCGAGGCCUUCCGAUCAGAGACCACUAGUGCUCGUCAAGCUAAUGGGAGUGCCGAUCGAGGCUCACGUCAAAUAGACCAUAUUGAAGACCUUAUCCUUGCUCGCAAUCAAAAUAAAAACUCGAACAAGGAUAGAAAUAGUAGCCGUAAUAGUUAUAAUCCUAAUCAAAAUCAAAAUCAAAAUCAUAGAAAUAGUUAUAUUAGUAAUAGUAAUAGUAAUAGCAAAAACGGCAUCCUCAGCAAACAUUCAUUUUCAUUCUCUCGGUCUCCAACUGGAUCUGGAUCUCGAACACAGCCAUCAUUACGAAACCAAGAAUCAACAGAAUCCAUUGGAUUCAAGCAAAAUUCAUCUGAUAUUAAUUUAAUCGAAAGAACUUCGAUCAAAAAAUAA